This is a messenger RNA of Syngnathus acus (greater pipefish), 1986 nucleotides long. RefSeq names its product protein phosphatase 2 phosphatase activator (gene ptpa). Gene Ontology annotation, biological process: mitotic spindle organization. Bases 81 to 1049 code for a protein of 322 amino acids. Lineage: Eukaryota; Metazoa; Chordata; Actinopteri; Syngnathiformes; Syngnathidae. Gene Ontology annotation, cellular component: nucleus; protein phosphatase type 2A complex; cytoplasm. The transcript is spliced from 10 exons. Gene Ontology annotation, molecular function: protein tyrosine phosphatase activator activity; peptidyl-prolyl cis-trans isomerase activity. The record is from RefSeq and is a predicted model, not a curated record.
CCAAAAACGAUGGCGGUAGUGAGUCGUAUCCCCAGUAUUUCCCCCCUCUGUGAUCCACGAAGAAGAGCGACGACUUCGACAUGGCGGAAUCAGAGCAGCAGUCAGGAGCCAUUUCUGAGGAUAAAGCACUUGAGAUUACAAUGCCCUUCAUGGUACCCAAGAAAGAAAUUAGCAUGGUGCCCGACAUGGCCAAGUGGAAGCGGUCUAAGGCUUAUGCUGACUACAUGGGAUUCAUUCUGACUCUUAAUGAAAGUGUGAAAGGAAAGAAGCUAACUUGUGCUUAUAAAGUGUCUGAGACGGUGGAGAAGUUACUAGAUCUUUUGGACACUCUGGACCGAUGGAUAAAUGAGACCCCUCCUGUUGACCAGCCAUCCCGCUUUGGAAAUAAAGCCUUCAGAACCUGGUUUACUCAAUUAGACCAGGAUGCAGAAGCCUUGGUAUCAGCAUUGCUACCUGCUGACAAACAAUCUGCAGCUCCAGAGAUCGCCGUCUACCUGAAAGAGUCUGUGGGAAACUCCACCAGAAUAGACUACGGAACAGGUCAUGAAGCUGCUUUUGCUGCAUUCCUUUGCUGUCUCUGCAAAGUUGGAGCUCUUAAAGUAGAUGAUCAGCUGGCUAUUGUUUUCAAAGUUUUUAAUAAGUAUCUCUCAGUGAUGCGGAAACUUCAGAGGACCUACAGAAUGGAACCAGCAGGAAGCCAAGGUGUAUGGGGCCUGGAUGACUUCCAGUUUCUACCUUUCAUAUGGGGUAGCUCACAAUUUGUUGAUCACCCAACCCUAGAACCUCGGCACUUUGUUGACGAGAGAGUGGUAAAUGAACAGCGGCAAGACUACAUGUUUCUGGAGUGCAUCAAGUUCAUAAAUGAGAUGAAGACGGGUCCCUUUGCUGAGCACUCCAACCAGCUGUGGAACAUCAGUGCUGUUCCUUCCUGGUCAAAAGUUAACCAGGGUCUAAUUAGAAUGUACAAAGCUGAGUGUUUGGAGAAAUUUCCUGUGAUCCAGCACUUCAAAUUUGGAAGCUUGCUGUCGAUCCAGCCAUUAAAGCCUUGACACUCAUGAAUGAAUCCAAGGAACAUGAUGGAACGGCCACAAUCCCAGCACAUCAGAUCGAUCAUUUUCCCUUUGUCGAACAUCCUACCGUGGAUCUGCAGCACUCCACUUACGGACACGAGCACCAUUUUCCCAAAUGUGGUCGGACCUUGCAUUGAAAUGCAUCAGCACCUUACUGCACUUCGUUCUGAAAUUACAAUGAUCCAUAUAAUCCAUACUUGUUCAUUCCCGUCAUGUUCCAGGCUUACCAAAUUGGAAGAAAAAGGGUGUGAGGUCCUUCACUGGUGCACUCCCAACUACAUCCAGAUGUUUGAAUCAAUGGCAAUGGAUUGUGCUUGCAUACAUGUAAGACUUGCCAGUUUUGGGCCUGAGCACUCAGAUUUUGUAUUAGCUGUGUAUAGGGUCUAAAUUGUCCAUCUGUUGUGUAUUUGUUAUUUUCUGAUCAUGUUUGUAUUGUUACUGUAUUUAUAUCCUGGAUAAACUUUGGAUCAGACUCUGCUAUAGAGGGGAGGGAAUGAAAUGUUUUGUUGUUGCUUUUAAAUGAAUGCUUGAGUUGCCUUCAGAUUUGCAUUCUUUAGAGCAGGUGAUGACAGAAAUUGCCAGAGUUUAGGUAUUCUCAUUGUAUUGCUUUCAAAGCCAAAUGCUUGCGUGUGUGUAUGUUUUUUGUAUGGAUUGUCCCAUCAUCUUAACAUCUUAGGUGCGCAAUAAGUAGUCAUGAAUAAGGAGGCAUGAUAAUGAUUGGUUCCUCAGUUUAUUUUAAUGGUAGAUGAAAAUGUAGCACAUCAAACCUGGACUGAAGAAACAGCUCUAUCUCUGAUCUGUAACUAAUAAUGUCCUCAUCUCACCUUACAAGCAGAUAUCUAUAUUUUUUUGUUCAGAUAACUUAGGCCUGAUUGUUGCCCAUAUACUGAUUUAAUAAACUUGCGUGUCUGCACCU